CCAAGUAGGGCUGCCUUUGUUAACCAGAGAGGGCGCGGCCGCUGGCAUUCUCACUGCGGGCUUCUCUCAGCUGCACUUCGUUGCUAGAUCGGGUCGAGAUGUCUUACAUCCCGGGCCAGCCGGUCACCGCCGUGGUGCAAAGAGUUGAAAUUCACAAGCUGCGUCAAGGUGAGAACUUAAUCUUGGGCUUCAGCAUUGGAGGUGGAAUUGACCAGGAUCCCUCUCAAAAUCCCUUCUCAGAAGAUAAGACAGACAAGGGCAUUUAUGUCACACGCGUGUCUGAAGGAGGUCCUGCUGAAAUUGCUGGGCUGCAGAUUGGAGACAAAAUCAUGCAGGUGAAUGGCUGGGACAUGACCAUGGUCACACAUGACCAGGCCCGGAAACGGCUCACCAAGCGCUCAGAGGAGGUGGUGCGCCUGCUGGUGACGCGGCAGUCGCUGCAGAAGGCCGUGCAGCAGUCCAUGCUGUCCUAGCAGCCCUCCUGUGAUCCUUACCUUGUGCCUACCUGCCUAUUUGUACAGCGACACCACUUCCACGCUCUCUGCUCCUCCAUCCUGGCUUCUGCUGCAUGCUGGGUUCYAGCUCAGAAGGGCGACAGCUGAUCCCAGAGGCCUGAGCCAGCCCUGUUUCUCCUCCCACUCUAGCCCGAGGCUCUGGGACCAGGUCUGUCUCUGGGAUACUGAGGAUUGGAAAUAAGGGCCUGGAGCUGAGUGAAGCCAGUCUGCAAUGACCAAAGCUCAGCCCACUGCUGCUUCAGCAGUGCCUGGGUGAGCAGAAAACACCACUUUCUGAGAGCUGCCAAAGCUGGGAAAUGCCACUCGGGGCUGGCUUUCCCUCAUUUGCCCCGGCUGCAGGGCUUGGCCCUGCCUUCCUAUGUCACUUCCACAGUGCCCAAGCCACAUGCUGUCCACCCCAACAUUGCCCAGUGGGGGGCUAGACCCCCACACUCCUGGAAGCACUAUGAAGGUUCAUCUGGAUGGCAGCUGGUACCCUCCCAUGCACCCUCACUUCCCUGAGGGGUGCUGGCCUCCCCAGGGUUUGCCUACUUACAGGAUUUAGCUGAGGUUCAAACUGACAUUUCAGGGCAACUCUCAGGAUUGCCAUUUUUCUCUCUGCCUGUGGUUUUACCUUUUGUAUUUUUUUAAUCACAACUUUGAUACACAGCGUUUUUACCUUACUAUUUGGAGAUGCCAGUUCUAGUUUUGAGUCUAGCUUACUAAUUCACAUGUGGGAGCAACUACUCUUAGCACGUGAACAGCCUUACUUUGGUUACCAUGGAAAUGGGGCAGUAUGAUGCUGCCCCACUCCCAACAUCUCAUGUCCAAUAAAGAACGCUGGAAUUCA
This is a messenger RNA of Urocitellus parryii (Arctic ground squirrel), 1344 nucleotides long. It is a transcript of the gene Tax1bp3, whose product is annotated as Tax1 binding protein 3. Gene Ontology annotation, molecular function: protein kinase binding. Gene Ontology annotation, biological process: establishment or maintenance of epithelial cell apical/basal polarity; neurotransmitter receptor transport, endosome to postsynaptic membrane; receptor clustering. Gene Ontology annotation, cellular component: postsynaptic density; basolateral plasma membrane; adherens junction. NCBI's taxonomy places the organism in Eukaryota, Metazoa, Chordata, Mammalia, Rodentia, Sciuridae. The record is from RefSeq and is a predicted model, not a curated record.